GGGGGCUGGCCCGUGGCUUCUUGCAGUGGUGCAUUGUGGGGUAGUGGAGGACCCGCGUUGCGGAUGGAGGGGGAGUCGAGCCGUGGGGCUGUCAUGGCGACUAACAUCGAGCAGAUCUUUCGGUCCUUUGUGGUCAGCAAGUUCCGGGAGAUCCAGGAGGAGCAGGAGCAGCAGCAGCAGCUGGGCGGUGGAAAGGUAGAAGGCCAGCAGAAUGGUGAAACAAUCCCAGCUGAGCAAGCAAACACUUCAGAUGACACAGUUACGGGUGCUGGGAGUCUUCAGAAUGAUCAGAUAGUUCAGAAAAUAGAGGAAGUACUGUCUGGGGCCCUUGAUACAGAGCUACAGUGUAAAUCAGGUGUAGAGGAAGAUUCAGUGAAAAAUAGCUCUCCCUGUACAAAAAGAGGCCCCACUGACGAAGUAGAAGAUGAAAUUCCAAGAAAAAAGUCAAAAAAGAACAAAAAACACAAAAGCAAGAAGAAGAAGAAGAAAAAGAAGAAGAAAAGGAAGAAAGAAAAAAAACAUAAAAAGCAGCUAAAGGAAUCAAAAUUAAGUGCACAGUAUGGAGAGCAUGCAGAUUUACAACCUGCUUCUCACUCAAAGACAGAAAAAUUGGGCUCAAAGUUGAUCACACGGCAUGGAGGACAUGCAGAUUCAGAUCUUGGUGGUCAAAUGCAGCCAGAAGAAUUGGGCACAAAAUUGAGUGCAGAGUACAUGGGACAUUCAAUUAAAAGACUCACACCUCUUUUGCUAUCAGAUUCUGAAUCAUCUGUGGAAAAACUUGGGAGAGAAAAAACUAACUUGGCCUUGACUGAUACACACAGUACAUUCAAUUCAGAAACCAGCAAAUUGGAUACCCAGGAAGAAAAUACUAGUACAAUGAAAAUUCAAGAGCAAGCUAAUGUAAAAUUAUUGGUGAAUAAGACUCAUGAAAGUAUAUAUCAUAUAGCUUUUAAUAUGAAAGCAAAGGAUGAACCUUUACCAGUUAAAGACACUGAAAAUGGUACUGUGUCUACCAACAGAACUGGAGUUGCUGGUAAAUCUGAAAUUGAAAAGGAUUUGGAAGCUGCUCCAGCCUCUGAGAUAACUGAAGAACUAAAAGAUUCAGAAGCUACUCUGGAAUCGAUGGGCAUGGUGGAGGCAACCUUAGAAUCUGAGACCAUGGCAAAGAUUAAAUGUUCAGAAGCAAUUCUAAAAUCUCUGACUAUGACUUCAGAGGGUUUGGAUGCCCCUCUAGAAUCCGUAGCCAUAGCGGAGCUGAAAGCAACUGGAGAAUCUGUGGCUAUGACAAAUGAUUUGGUAGUAACUCCAACAUCUGAAGUUAUAAUGGAGAUGAAAGCUUUGGAAGAAACCGCAGGAUCUGUUGUCUUGACAGAUAUGAAAGGUUUGGAAACAACUCUAGAAACUGUGGGUGUGGCUGAGGCAAAAAGUUUGGAAGGAGGUCUAGAAUUUGUGACUGUGCCAGAUGAUUUAGUAGCGACUUCAAAAUCUGUGGCCGAGGCAGAGGUGAAUGAUUUGGAAGCAACUCCAAAAUCUGUGUCUGUGGUGAAGGUGAAAGGUUCAGAAGCUGCUCUAGAACCUGUGGCCAUGCAGGAGGCAAAAGAUUUGGAAAGAACCCUAGAAUCUGUUGCCCUGGGGAAAGGUUCACAAACAACCCUAGAACCUGUUGGGAAUGCGAAAGAUUUGGAAGCAGCUCUAAAACUUGUGGUGGAGAUGAAAGGUUUGGAAGUAACUCCAGAAUCUCUGCACAUGGAGGAGGUGAAAGGUGCAGAAGGAGCCCUAGAAUCUGUGGCUAUGGCAAUAGAUUUGGAAGGAACCCUCAAACUUGCUCCUGUGGGAGAGGCAAAAGAUUCAGAUGCAGCAUCACUGUCUCCGCAAAUGGAAGAUAUGAAAGAUUCAAAAGGAUUCCUAGAAUCUGUAGCCGUGACAAAAGGUCCAGAAACAAUCCUAGACCCCGUAGGGGUGGCAGAAGGUCUAGAAACAAUCCUAGAACCUGCAGAGGUGGCAGAGGAGAAAAAUUUGGAAGGAAUUCCAGAAUCUCUGCACAUACAGGAUAUGGAAGAUUUGGAAGCAUCCUUAGAACCUGUAGUCAUGAGAACAGGUCUGGAAGUGGCUCUAGAACAUGUGGCUGUGGUGAAAGGUGUAGAAGCAACUCCACUUUCUAUGCAAAUGGAAGAAGUGAAAGAUUUGGAAGGAGCCCUAGUAGAAUCUGUGGCAGUGACAAAAGGUUCAGAAGCAGCCCUAGAACAUGUUGUUGUCUUGGCAGAGAAGAAAGGUAUGGAACCAACUUCGCUAUCUCUGCAAAUGGAAGAUGUGAAAGAUUCAGAAGGAGCCCUAGAAUCUAUUGUCAUGGAAGAAGGCUCAGAAGCAACCCAGGGACCAGUGACAGAGGCAAAAGACUUGGAAGCAAUCCUAAAAUCUGUUUCGGAGGUGAGAGGUUCAGAACCAGCACCACUGUCUCUGCAGAUGGAAGAUGUGAAAGGUUCAGAAGGAGGUGUAAAAUCUUUGGCCGUGGCAAAAGGUUCAAAACCAACCCUGAAAGCUGUGGCUGUGGGGGAGGGAAGAGGUUCAGAAGCAACUCUGCUGUCUCUGGAAGUGGAGAAUGUGAAAGAUGAUGAGGAAGCCUUAGAAUCUGUGGCCCGGGCAAUAGAUUCAGAACCAACCUUAGAACCUGUGGCCAUUGUAGAGGCUAAAGGUCUGGAAGCAGUUCUGUCUCUGCAAAUGGAGAAUGUGAAAGAUUCAGAAGGAGCCCUAGAAUCUGUGGCCAUGGCAAAAGAUUUAGAGGCACCUCCAGAACCUGUGGCAGAGGUGAAAGAUUCGGAAGCAAUGCUUCAGUCUCUGCAAAUGGAAGAUGUGAAAGAAUUAGAAGGAACCCUAGAAUCUGUUGUGGUGACAAAAAGUUUGGAAGCAACCCUAGGGCCUGUGGCGGAGGAGAAAGGUGCAGAAACACCUCCACUAUCUCUGCAAAUAGAAGAUGUGACAGAAUCAGAAGGAGUUCUAGAAUCUAUGUCUGUGGUGAAGUUGAAGGCUUUGGAAGCAGCCUUUGAGUCGGUAGUCAUGGUAGAGGUGAAGGAUUUAAAUAAACCUGUACAAGCUGAGUCUGAGGUCACAGCUCAGUUUAAAGAUUUGGAAGCAAUUCCCAAAUUUCUGUGCAUGGAGGGAGAUUUGGUAAUAACUCCAGAAUCUGAGAUAACAUCAGAAGUGAAAAACUUGGAAAUAAUUGGACAAUCCGAAUUGCUGGCAGAAGUGAAAGAUUUGGAAACCACCCCAGAAUCUGAGGCAGUGGCAGAGUCAAAGGAUUCAGAAACAACUACAGAAUCUCAGGUGGUGAUGGAAGUGAAAGAUUUGGAAACCAUUCCACGAUCCCAAGUCAUGACAGAAGUAAGUGACUUGAAAAUAUCUCCACGUACUGAGGUGGAGGUGAUGAAAGGUUUUGAAACAGCUACAAAGUCUGAUGCCACUAUAAUGGAGGUGGAAGAUUCUGAAUCAACUCUGGAAUCUAGGGCAGUAGUUAAGGUGAAAGAUCCGGAAGCCACACCGGAAUCUGAGGCAAUAACAGGCAUAAAAUAUUCUAAAAAAAUUAUAGAAUCUGAGGCCACCGCAGAGUUGAAACAUUCAGAAGCUAGUCCAGAAUCUUUACAGUCGACAGACUUGAAAGAUUCUGGAAAAACUCCAGAACCUGAGGUGAUUCUGCAAAUGAAAGAUUCAAAAACAACUAAAAAAUCUGAGCCCAUCGCUCUGGUGAAAGAUUCUGAAGCUAGUAGAGAAUUGCUACAUAUAGUGGUAAAAAAUGUGCAAUCAACUCCAGAAUCUGAGACUGUGGCAGUCGUGAAAGAUUUGAAGGAAACUCUAGAGUGUGAGAUGGUGGUGGCAAAAGAUUUGGAAACAACCCUAAAAUCUGAAGCAAUCAUGGAUGUAAAGCAUUCUAAAGCUGCUCCAGAAUCUUUGUAUAAAGCAAAGGUAAAGGAUUCAGAAGCAGUCCCAGAAUCUCUCUACUCAUCGAAGGUGAAAGUUGCUGAAUUAGCUCUAGAAUUGGAGGCAGCAGCAAAGGUGAAGGAUUUGAAAGAAACCCUAGAAUCUAAGGUCAUGGUAGACGUGAAAGAUUUGGAAGCUGCUUCAGAAUCUGUGAUCAGGAUGAAGGUAAAAGAUUUGGAAGAAAUUCCAGAACAUUGGCAACCAGUGGAUGUGAAAGUUUUGGAAGCAUCUCCGGAAUCUGAGAAAACAGUGGAAGUAAAAUAUUCAGAAGCAACUCCAGAAACUCAGGUGUUGACAGAGACGAAAGAUUUGGAAGAAACUCUGGAAUCUCUGUACACUGCAGAGGUGGAGGCGUUGGAAAAAAUUACAGAAUCUAUGCCAAUGGUAGAGGUGAAAGAAUCUGAGGCUGUGAUGGAUCUGAAAUUCGCAGCAACAACUCUAAAAUCUGAGAAAACAGUGGAGGUGAAAAUUUUGGAAGAUACUCCAGAAUUCUUGACAGUGGAAAAGAUAAAUUCAAAAGCGUGUCUCGAAUUUCUGCACUCUGAGGAAAUGAAAGAUUUAGAAGCAGAUGUAGAAGCUGAGGCUUCAACGGAUCUGAAGGAUAUGGAAGGAACUUUGGGCACUGCACAGGUGAAAUAUUCAGAAGCAGUUUUGAAAUCUGUGGGCAUAGCAGAGAGAAAACAUUUGGGAACAACUGUAGAAAAUCCUAAUGCAGUGCUAGAUUUGGAACCGGUUUCAGACUCUCAGCAUACUGUGGAUCUGAAAUUUCCAGAAACUCCUCAGAUUCCUGAGUUAAAAGUGGAGGUGAAAGAUUCUGAAGCAGCUCUAGAAUCUGAGACUAUUACAGAGGCAAAUGACUUGCAAGCUACUCCAGAGUCUGUGGCCACAGUGGAGGUGAAAAAUUUGAAAGCAGUUCCAGAUUCUCUUCACGCAGUACACAUGAAUAAUUUGGAAGCAACUCCGGAAUUGGUGGCAGCUGCAGAGAUGAAAGAUUUGGACGCAGUUCCUGAAUCUGUGGUGGUGCUGGCAGAGGUGAAAGAUUUGGAAGUAGUUUCAGAUUCUCUGCAUACUGUAGGUGUGAAAGAUUUGGAAACAGCUCCAGAAUCUGUGGCGAUAGUAGCAGAGGUGAAGGAUUUACAAGCAGCUCCAGAAUCGGCAGCAGUGGUGAAAGAUUUGGAAGCAGCUCCAGAAUAUGUGGUGAUGCUGGCAGAGGUGAAAGAUUCAGAAGUAGUUCCAGUUUCUCUGCAUACCAUAGAUGUGAAAGAUUUUGAAACAACUCCAGAAUCUGUGGUAGUGGCUGAAGAGGUGAAAGAUUUGGAAGGAGCUCCAGAAUCUGUUGUGACAGCAGCAAAAUUUAAAUACUCAGAAACAACUCCAGAAUCUGUGGUGGUGACUGCAGAAAUGAAAGAUUUGGAAGCAGCUCUGAAAUCUGUGGUGGUGGCAGAGGUGAAGGAUUUGAGAGCAGCUCCAGAAUCUUUGGCAGCAGAGGUGACAGAUUUGGAAGCAGUGCUAGAUAUUCUGCGUCCUGUAGAUGUGAAAGAUUCUGAAACAGCUCCAGAAUCUGUGGUGGUGGCUGAAGAGAUCAAAGAUUUGGAAGCAGUGCCAGAUGUUCUGCAUACUGUAGAUGUGAAAGAUUCUGAAACAAGUACAGAAUCUCUGCUGGUGUCUUCAGAGGUGAAAGAUUCAGAAACUGCUCCAGAAUCUGUUGUGACAAUGGCAGAAUUGAAAUAUUCAGAAACAAGUCCAGAAUCUGUGGUGGCUACUGCAGAAGUGAAAGAUUUAGAAGCAGUUCUGGAAUCUGUGGCAGAGAUGAAGGAUUUGGAGUCUGCUCCAGAUGCUGUGGUGGCGGCGGCAGAGGUGAAAGAUUUGAAAGCAUCUCCAGAAUCUUUGGCAGCAGAAGUGACAGAUUUGGAAGCAGCUCCAGAUUUUCUGUGUAUUGUAGAUGUGAAAGAUUCUGGAACAAUUACAGAAUCUGUGAUAGCGACUGAAGAGGUGACAGAUUUGGAAGCAGCUCCAGAUUUCCUGUGUACUGUAGAUGUGAAAGAUUCUGAAAGAACUCCACAAUCUGUGGUAGUGGCUGCAGAGAUGAAGGAUUCUGAAACAGUUCCAGAAUUGGUGGCAGAGGUAAAAUACUCAGAAACAAGUCCGGAAUAUGUGGUAGUGGCAGCAGAGGUGACAGAUUUGGAAGCAGCACCAGAAUCUAUGGUGACAGUGACAGAGGUGAAAGAUUUGCAAGCUGUUCCCGUUUCUCUGGUGUUGGUGGCAGAUGUAGAAGAUUCAGAAGGAGCUAGUGAGUCUCUGCAUGCUGUAGAUAUGAAUGAUUCAGAAGCAGCUCCAAAAUCUGUGGGGUUGGCUGCAGAGAUGAAAGAUUUGGAAGAAGCUCCAGAAUCUGUGGUGGCCAUGGCAGAGGUGAAAAAUAUGGAAGCACCUCCAGGUUCUUGGUAUACAGCAUAUGUUAAAGAUUCAGAAACAACUCAGGAAUCUGUGGCAGUGACAGCAGAUGUGAAUGAUUUGGAAGCAACUCCAGCAUUUAGGGUGGUGGCUGCAGAGGCGAAAGAUUCAGAAGCAGCUUCGGAAUCUGUGGUGGUAGCGGCAGAGGGGAAGGAUUUGCAAGCUGCUCCAGAUUCUCUGGUGGUGGAGACAGAGAUAGAAGAUUCAGAAGCAGUGAGUGUUUCUCUGCAUACUUUAGAUGUGAAUGAUUUAGAAGCAACUCGAGAAUCCGUGGAGGCUACGGCAGAGAUGAAAAAUUUGGAGGCAGCUCCAGAUUCUCUGUAUACGUUGUACGUUAAAGAUUCAGAAACAACUCAAGAAUCUGGGGGAGUGAGAGCAGAGGUGAAUGAUUUGGAAGCAACUCCAGCCUUUGGGGCAGUGGCAGCAGCGGCAAAAGAUUUGGGAGCUCCUCCAGAAUUGGUGGCGGCUGUGGCAGCGGUGGAAGUUUCAGGAGCACCUCCAGAAUUGGCGGCGGCUGUGGCAGAGGCAAAAGAUUCCAGAGUGGCUCCAGGAUCUGUGACUGUAGUGAAGGAAAGCGAUGAAGAUCUUUUUAAAAAAAAGAAAGCAUAUGAAAAAAGUAACAAGAGUAGUGAUAAAAAUAAACAAGAUGCAAAGAAAUUAAAAAGGAGUAAAUCUAAAUCUCUUUCACGAUCCAGGAAGCGGAAAAAGAAGUCCAGGUCACGUUCUGUCUCUAAACAUUUGAAAUGUAAAAGAGCAAGGUCUAGGAGCAGAAACUACUCAGAUUCCAGAAAGAAACGUUCCACAUCUUACGACAAGUCUAGAUCCAGAUCUGUUGAAAAAGGAAGGGGCAAAGACUCUUCCUGGAGGUCCAGACGCAGGCGCUCCAGGUCCUCUGAUGGUCUCAAGUCAAGAUCCAGAUCCAUUGAUAAAAGGGAAGGCAAAGACUCUUCCUGGAGGUCCAGACGUAGGCGCUCCAGGUCCUCUGAUCAUCUCAAGUCUAAAUCCAGAUCUGUUGAAAAAAGAGAGGGCAAAGAUUCUUCACGGAAGUCUAGACGCAGACGCUCUAAGUCAUCUGAUCGUUUCAAGUCUAGAUCCCGAUCUGUUGAAAAAAGAGAGCGCAAAGACUCUUCACGGCGGUCUAGACGCAGACGCUCCAAGUCCUUGGAUCGUCUCAAGUCUAGAUCCAGAUCCAGGUCUGUUGGAAAAAAAGGGCACAAAAGCUCUUCAUGGAGGUCCAGACGCAGACGCUCCAAGUCCUCUGAUCGUCUCAAAUCUAGAUCCAGAUCUGUUGAAAAAAGAGAGCGCAAAGACUCUUCACGGAGGUCUAGACGCAGACGCUCCAAGUCCUCUGAUCGUCUCAAGUCCAGAUCCAGAUCCUUUUGAAAAAAAGGGUGGAAAGAAUCUUCCUGGAGAUCCAGACGCAGACGCUCCAAGUCCUCUGAUCGUUUCAAGUCCAGAUCCAGAUCUUUUGAAAAAAGAGGUGGCAAAGAAUCUUCCUGGAGGUCCAGACGCAGACGUUCCAAGUCCUCUGAUCGUCUCAAAUCAAAAUCCAGAUCCAGAUCUUUUGAAAAAAGGGGUGGCAAAGCAUCUUCCUGGAGGUCUAGACGCAGACGCUCUAAGUCUUCUGAUCGUCUCAAAUCAAAAUCCAGAUCCAGAUCUGUUGAAAAAAGAAGUGGCAAAGGGUCUUCGUGGAGGUCCAGACGCAGACGCUCCAAAUCAUCUGAUCGUCUCAAGUCAAGAUCGAUAUCUGUUGAAAAAAGAGGGGGCAGGGACUCUUCAUGGAGGUCUAAACGUAGACGCUCCAAGUCCUCGGAUCGUCUCAAAUCUAGAUCGAGAUCUGUUGAAAAAAGAGGCGGCAGAGACUCUUCACGGAGGUCUAAACGUAGACGCUCCAAAUCCACUGAUCAUCACAGGUCUAGAUCCAAAUCUGUUGAAAAAAUAGGUAGUAAAGAGUCUUCACGGAGGUCUAAACGUAGACGUUCCAAGUCCUCUGAUCGUCUCAAAUCUAGAUCCAAAUCUAUUGAAAAACUGGGAAGCAAAGAGUCUUCAUGGAGGUCCAGACGCAGAUGCUCGAAAUCCUUUGAUGAUCUAAAGUCUAGAUCUAGAUCCAAAUCUGUUGAAAAAGGAGAGAGUAAGGAAUCUUCAUGGAGAUCUAGAAGUAAACGCUCCAAGUCCUUUGAACGUCACAAAUUGAGAUCUAAAUCUGUUGAAAAAAUAGAGGGAAAAGAUUCUUCACAGAGAUCUCGAAAGAGCCACUCCAAGUCUUCUGAACGUCACAAGUCCAGUUCCAAAUCUGUUGAAGAAAUAGAGGCUCAGGAGCCUUCACAGAGGUCUCGAAGUAGCCGCUCGAAGUCUUUUGAACGUCACACAUCUGGAUCCAAAUCUGUCGAAGAAAUAGAGGGAAAAGAAUCUUCAUUGAGGUCUCGAAGUAGCCGCUCUAAGUCUUCUGAACGUAACAAAUCCAGAUCCAAACCUGUUGAAGAAAUAGAGGCUCAGGAGCCUUCACAGAGGUCUCGAAGUAGCCGCUCGAAGUCUUUUGAACGUCACACAUCUGGAUCCAAAUCUGUCGAAGAAAUAGAGGGAAAAGAAUCUUCACCGAGGUCUCGAAGUAGCCGCUCCAAGUCUUCUGAACGUAACAAAUCCAAAUCUGUUGAAGAAAUAGAGGCUCAGGAGCCUUCACAGAGGUCUCAAAGUAGCUGCUCCAAGUCUUCUGAAUGUCACACGUAUAGAUCUAAAUCUGUUGAAGAAAUAGUGGUUCAGGAGCCUUCAAAGAGGUUUCGAAGUAGCCGCUCCAAGUCCUUGGAACAUCACAUGUCUAGAUCCAAAUCAGUUGAAGAAAUAGAGGGCAAAGAAUUUUCACAGAGGUCUCGAAGUAGCCGGUCCAAGUCUUCUGAACGUCACGAGUCCAGAUCCAAAUCUGUUGAACAAGUGGAGGUGCCGAAGCCUUCAGGGAUGUCUCGAAGUAGCCGUUCCAAGUCUUUUGAACAUCUCCACUGCAGAUCCAAAUCUGUUGCAGGAAUAGAGAUGCAGAAGCUUUCACAAAGCUUUCAAAGUAGCCUCUCCAAGUCUUCUGAAUGUGUCACAUCUGAAUCCAAAUCUGUUCAAGAAAUAGAGGCUCAGGAGCCUGCAGAGAGGUCUCGAAGCAGCUGCUCCAAGUCUCCUGAACUUCAAAAGUCUAGAUCCAAAUCUGUUGAAAAAAUAGAGGGCAAAGAUUCUUCACAGAGGUCUCGAAGUAGCCGCUCCAGAUCUUCUGAGCGUCACAGGUCUAGAUCCAAAUCUGUUGAAAAAAUAGAGGGCAAAGAUUCUUCACAGAGAUCUCGAAGUAGCCGCUCCAGGUCUUCUGAACGUCCCAGAUCUAGAUCCAAAUCUGUUGAAGAAAUAGAGGUUGAGGAGCCUUCACAGAGGUCUCGAGGUAGCCGUUCCAGAUCUUCUGAACGUCACAAGUCCAGAUCCAAAUCUGUUGAGGAAAUAGAGGUGGAGGAGCCUUCACAGAGGUCUCGAAGUAGCCGCUCCAGAUCUUCUGAACGUCACAAGUCCAGAUCCAAAUCUGUUGAGGAAAUAGAGGUGGAGGAGCCUUCACAGAGGUCUCGAAGUAGCCGCUCCAGAUCUUCUGAACGUCACAAGUCCAGAUCCAAAUCUGUUGAGGAAAUAGAGGUGGAGGAGCCUCCACAGAGGUCUCGAAGUAGCCGCUCCAAGUCUUCUGAAAGACACAAGUCUAGAUCCAAAUCUGUUGAGGAAAUAGAGGUGGAGGAGCCUUCACAGAGGUCUCGAAGUAGCCGCUCCAAGUCUUCUGAAAGACACAAGUCUAGAUCCAAAUCUGUUGAGGAAAUAGAGGUUGAGGAGCCUUCACAGAGGUCUCGAAGUAGCCGCUCCAGAUCUUCUGAACGUCACACAUCUAGAUCCAAAUCUGUUGAAAAAAUAGAGGGAAAAGAUUCUUCACAGAGAUCUCGAAAGAGCCGCUCCAAGUCUUCUGAACGUCACAAGUCCAGAUCCAAAUCUGUUGAAAAAAUAGAAGCCAAAGAUUCUUCACAGAGAUCUCGCAGGAGCCGCUCCAAGUCUUCUGAACGUCACAAGUCCAGAUCCAAAUCUGUUGAGGAAAUACAGGUUCAGGAGCCUUCACAGAGGUCUCGAAGUAGCCGCUCCAAGUCUUCUGAACGUCACAAGUCCAGAUCCAAAUCUGUUGAGGAAAUACAGGUUCAGGAGCCUUCACAGAGGUCUCGAAGUAGCCGCUCCAGAUCUUCUGAACGUCACACGUCUAGAUCCAAAUCUGUUGAAAAAAUAGAGGGAAAAGAUUCUUCACAGAGAUCUCGAAAGAGCCGCUCCAAGUCUUCUGAACGUCACAAGUCCAGAUCCAAAUCUGUUGAAAAAAUAGAAGCCAAAGAUUCUUCACAGAGAUCUCGAAGGAGCCGCUCCAAGUCUUCUGAACGUCACAAAUCUAGAUCCAAUUCUGUUGAGGAAAUAGAAAUGGAGGAGCCUUCACAGAGGUCUCGAAGUAGCCGCUCCAAGUCUUCUGAACGUCACAAGUCCAGAUCCAAAUCUGUUGAGGAAAUACAGGUUCAGGAGCGUUCACAGAGGUCUCGAAGUAGCCGCUCCAGAUCUUCUGAACGUCACACGUCUAGAUCCAAAUCUGUUGAAAAAAUAGAGGGAAAAGAUUCUUCACAGAGAUCUCGAAGUAGCCGCUCCAAAUCUUCUGAACGUCACAAAUCUAGAUCCAAUUCUGUUGAAGAAAUAGAGGUUGAGGAGCCUUCACAGAGGUCUCGAAGAAGCCGCUCCAAGUCUUCUGAAAGACGCAAGUCCAGAUCCAAAUCUGUUGAGGAAAUAGUGGUUGAGGAGCCUUCAGAGAGGUCUCGGAGCCGCUCCAAGUCUUCUGAACGUCACACGUCUAGAUCGAAAUCUGUUGAAAAAAUAGAGGGAAAAGAUUCUUCUCUGAGGUCUCGAAGUAGCCGCUCCAAGUCUUCUGAACGUCACAAAUCUAGAUCCAAUUCUGUUGAAGAAAUAGAGGUUGAGGAGCCUUCACAGAGGUCUCGAAGUAGCCGCUCCAAGUCUUCUGAAAGAUACAAGUCCAGAUCCAAAUCUGUUGAGGAAAUAGUGGUUGAGGAGCCUUCACAGAGAUCUCGAAGUAGCCGCUCCAAGUCUUCUGAACGUCACGAGUCCAGAUCCAAUUCUGUUGAAGAAAUAGAGGUUGAGGAGCCUUCACAGAGGUCUCGAAGAAGCCGCUCCAAGUCUUCUGAAAGACACAAGUCCAGAUCCAAAUCUGUUGAGGAAAUAGUGGUUGAGGAGCCUUCAGAGAGGUCUCGGAGCCGCUCCAAGUCUUCUGAACGUCACACGUCUAGAUCGAAAUCUGUUGAAAAAAUAGAGGGAAAAGAUUCUUCUCUGAGGUCUCGAAGUAGCCGCUCCAAGUCUUCUGAACGUCACAAAUCUAGAUCCAAUUCUGUUGAAGAAAUAGAGGUUGAGGAGCCUUCACAGAGGUCUCGAAGUAGCCGCUCCAAGUCUUCUGAACGUCACAAGUCCAGAUCCAAAUCUGUUGAAGAAAUGGAGGUUCAGGAGUCUUCACAGAGGUCUCGAAGUAGCCGCUCCAAGUCUUCUGAACGUCACGAGUCCAGAUCCAAAUCUGUUGAAGAAAUGGAGGUUCAGGAGUCUUCACAGAGGUCUCGAAGUAGCCGGUCCAAGUCUUCUGAACGUCAUGAGUCCAGAUCCAAAUCUGUUGAAAAAAUGGAGGUUCAGGAGUCUUCACAGAGGUCUCGAAGUAGCCGGUCCAAGUCUUCUGAACGUCACGAGUCCAGAUCCAAAUCUGUUGAAGAAAUAGAGAUUCAGGAGCCUUCACAAAGGUCUCGGAGUAGCGGCUCCAAGUCUCCUGAACUUCAGCACUCUAGAUCCAAAUCUGUUGAAAAAAUUGAGGGCAAAGAUUCUUCUCUGAGGUCUCGAAGUAGCCGCUCCAAGUCUCCUGAACUUCAACACUCUAGAUCCAAAUCUGUUGAAAAAAUUGAGGGCAAAGAUUCUUCUCUGAGGUCUCGGAGUAGCCGCUCCAAGUCUCCUGAACUUCAAAAGUCUAGAUCCAAAUCUGUUGAAAAAAUUGAGGGCAAAGUUUCUUCACGGAAGUCUCGGAGUAGCCGCUCCAAGUCUCCUGAACUUCAAAAGUCUAGAUCCAAAUCCGUUGAAAAAAUAAAGGGCAAAGUGUCUUCACAGAGGUCUCGGAGUAGCCGCUCCAAGUCUCCUGAACUUCAGAAGUCUAGAUCGAAAUCUGUUGAAAAAAUAAAGGGCAAAGUGUCUUCACAAAGGUCUAGAAGAAAACGCUCCAAGUCUUCUGAACGUCACAAAUCUAGAUCCAAAUCAGUUGAAAAAGUAGAGGGGAAAGAGUCUUCACAGAGGUCUAGAAGUAAGCGCUCUAAAUCCUCUGAGCGCAAAUCACAAAAACAUGAUAGCGAAUUGCGGUCUAGACGAAAUCGGUCUCGGUCAGUAACACGUAAAAGACUCUCAAAAUCUAAAUCUAAUCAUCGGUCUCGGACACGCUCCCUGUCACGUUCAAGACACAGGAGGAGGACUCGGUCAAGAUCAGCGUCAAAAAGGAGACGGUCUUUAUCAAGAGAGAGACACAAAAGAUCUCAAAGGAACAGAUCAAGGUCUGCUGAUCGACGAAGGAGGAGAUCAAACUCAAGGGAUCACCGAAUAGUGCUCAGGUUACGGACCAGAAGUCGAACACCUAUUCGACGAAAACGGUCUAGGUCAGUGGGAAGAAGACGAAGCUCUAGCAAAUCACCAGUUCGACUAAGGAGAUCAAGAUCACCUGGGAGAAGAAGAUGCUAUAGCAGAUCACCUGAUCGUCAAAGAAGGUCCAGGUCAUCUGAUAAGUUUUCAAGCAGAUCACCUAAACGUCUUACAGAUUUAGACAAGGCCCAGCUACUUGAAAUAGCCAAAGCUAAUGCAGCUGCCAUGUGUGCUAAGGCUGGUGUCCCCUUACCACCAAGCCUACUGCCUAUUAUAGCUCCAGCAAAGAAGGAGGAGAAAGUUACUCAGAAGUCAGCAAGAGAUACAAUAAAGGAGCUCACUGAGAAAUGCAAGAAGAUUGCACAAAGCACAGAUGACGUGAUCGUGAACAAGCCUCAUGAUUCUGAUGAAGAGGAGGAAGAACGCCCUUUCUACAAUCAUCCUUUUAAACUCAAUGAACCCAAACCCAUUUUUUUCAACUUAAAUACCACUCCUAUCGUAAAACCAGCACCAAAAAAUCAGGUAACUUUGACAAAGGAGUUCCCUGUCUCAUCUGGGUCUCAACACAGGAAAAAGGAAGCUGACAGUGUCUAUGGAGAAUGGGUUCCAGUUGAGAAAAGCAAAGAAGAAAGCAAAGAUGAUGUUUUCCCCAAACCAGCUCUUGCACAGACUGUGGACAUCUCUACGGCAAUGAAUGAACGAACAAUGGCUCAGAAGAGGCUUACAGAAAAUACAUUUGACUUGGAGGCCAUGUGCUUGUUAAAUCGUGCACAGGAACAGAUUGAUGCCUGGGCGCAGUCAAAUUCUCUGCCGGGCCAAUUCACAGGAAGUACUGGAGCACAGAUUUUGUCCUCAGAUGAGUUGUCCAACAGUGGUCCCCAAGCCUGGAUUAGAAAGGAUCAGUUCUUAAGAGCAGCCCCUGUAACUGGAGGAAUGGGAGCCCAGCUGAUGAGAAAAAUGGGCUGGAGAGAAGGAGAGGGGUUAGGAAAAAACAGAGAAGGAACUGUGGAGCCUAUCCUAGUGGAUUUUAAGACCGAUCGAAAAGGCCUUGUUGCUGUGGGAGAAAAGACACAAAAGAGAUCGGGACAUUUUAGUGUAAUGAAGGAUCUUUCAGGUAAACAUCCAGUUUCUGCAUUGAUGGAGAUAUGUAAUAAAAGAAGAUGGUCACCACCUGUAUUCGUAUUGGUGGAUGAUAGUGGGCCUGAUCAUCGCAAACAUUUUAUCUUUAAGGUGAUGGUCAAUGGGCAUGAAUACAGGCCUAGCUUUCCCAGCCUUAAUAAGAAGCAUGCUAAAGCCACAGCAGCAACUGCGGCUCUCCAAGCGAUGGGACUUGUACCAAAGGACAGCAUGCCCAAUGCUACCAUCUUCAGGAGUGCCUCACACCGCUAGAUAUUGUUUUUUAUAUUGACAUUAUUUCAGAUAAUUUUAUUCUGCACAAGAAAGGUAUUUCCCCGUUUCAUGUUGUAAAUAAAUUGGUGAUUCCCACGUUGUAAAAACUGUACAGACACCUUCAAGAUUUUCUUUUGUACCAUCAAAAAUGUAUUUAAAUCAUACUUAGUUUUUGGUAUGUUUAUAUUGUUUACAUUAGUGAUGUAAUUAUUUCUUAAAUGACUAAAUUCAACAGGCAGACUCUGGAGGGCAUCAGUAAUCUAAACCCUUGUUUUAAAACUCAUGCAAUUUCUCUUUGAAACUCAUGCAAGUUCUCUUCAAUAUGGAAUGUUAACCCUUUCAUACUCUUUUGUACUAUCAUGCAGUUUUCCCUGGUCUUGGUAAAGCUACUGUUGUAGUACUUUUGCCUAUAGCCAGUACAAGGCUGUGCAGCUUAUCGUAGUCUAGAAAAAGGCUGGUAUGUACUGCUGGACAGAUACUGGGCCAGUAAUGUUACCCCUCCAAGAAGGUAGGUAAAUUGUGGCACUGUUGUACAAUGCUAACAUUACCACUUCUCUCUGUCUUGUUUGGGGUUUAAGUCAAUGGUGUACUGCAACUGGUCAUAUUGCUUACUUUUUAAGACUAAAAAGAAAAGGCAAAUGACCUGGCUUAAAUGAGAGGGAAGAAAGUCCAGCGAUGAAAUUGAUGAGAAUUGCAGUGUAAAAGUCUCUCUCCCCUGCAUGUUCUGGUAAGGAGAUAUGAAAUUAUCUAAUCCAAUCUCAAAUUAACACACUGCCUGAUGUUGAUUGUAUGAAUUUGUGGUUAAUGUGAAUUUUAAGCUAUAACAAAUCUACAACUGGAUGGGGGGUAGAAUGAUACUUCAAUUGUUGUACCCAACUCAAGUCAAUAAAGCCGCACAAGUUCAUAAUCUUAAUCAUUGGUCAGUAAACAGUAAUUAAGAUCUGUGCCAAAGCAGUAAUUUAGAGAGUAUGUAUCAGAGGGGGAGCAAUAGUGAAAUGUUUUCAGUUGUUUAUAAAGUUACCAAGCUAA
This is a messenger RNA of Caretta caretta (loggerhead turtle), 15546 nucleotides long. RefSeq names its product SON DNA and RNA binding protein (gene SON). Gene Ontology annotation, molecular function: RNA binding. The record is from RefSeq and is a predicted model, not a curated record. NCBI's taxonomy places the organism in Eukaryota, Metazoa, Chordata, Testudines, Cheloniidae. Gene Ontology annotation, biological process: regulation of cell cycle; regulation of mRNA splicing, via spliceosome.